CCAACUUCGGUGUCCUUUGCGGAGGUCUUCGCCGUAGAAAUGAAUUAUUUGCAGUUUGACCACACGAAAAAUGAGUACUCUGAAAAUAUUCCCUCUGAUGAUCAAACCGAAAGUCUUACCCAUCCACGUCCUUCUUCUUCCUCCUACUUGACUAGAGAUCAAGAGCAUGGGAUUAUGGUAACUGCCUUGCGACAAGUUAUAUCCAAUUCAGGAAGUGACACGUCAUCUAACUGUAUCGCCGGCGAAACAUUACUGUCUCCGGACGCUGGCCCUUGUCCCCUUUGCGGCGUCACCGGAUGUUAUGGCUGCGCAUUCCGACAAGGACGCGAAGAGAUUAAGAAAGAGAAGAAGCACAAAGGAGUGAGGAAAAAACCAUCAGGUAAAUGGUCGGCAGAAAUAUGGGAUCCGAGUUUGAGAGUAAGGAGGUGGCUUGGAACGUUUUCUACGGCGGAGAUGGCAGCGCAGGCUUAUGAGGAAGCAGCGGCUGGACUUGUCGGGAGAAGACUAGCCAGACGUGGAGAACGGAGAAGCAGGAAGCCAUGA
This is a messenger RNA of Capsella rubella, 543 nucleotides long. Its product is annotated as ethylene-responsive transcription factor ERF120. Gene Ontology annotation, biological process: regulation of DNA-templated transcription. The transcript has 2 exons. The record is from RefSeq and is a predicted model, not a curated record. Gene Ontology annotation, molecular function: DNA binding; DNA-binding transcription factor activity. The coding region runs from base 40 to 543 and encodes 167 amino acids. NCBI's taxonomy places the organism in Eukaryota, Viridiplantae, Streptophyta, Magnoliopsida, Brassicales, Brassicaceae.